Ceraceosorus bombacis is the source of this 923-nucleotide messenger RNA. The record is from the annotation of a GenBank genome assembly. NCBI's taxonomy places the organism in Eukaryota, Fungi, Basidiomycota, Exobasidiomycetes, Ceraceosorales, Ceraceosoraceae.
GCCAACCUGAAGAGGGCGGGCCCGAGAUGCUAUGCCGCCACCAUGAGAGUCAUUGACAUGCGCAGACAAAUACACUUUUGACUGUGGCGAGUUGCGUGUGUGCUUCUCUUGGCAGGCAAGGGCGAUGAGCAGACGCCGUAGACUGGACAUCGAGCAGCAGCUCUCGGCGGAUCACACGCACAGGCACAUCUGCGCGCGUACUUCACCUAGCCCGCCCGCCUGUGCCAAUUCCGCACUCGGACUCUUUCCAAUCUGUAAUCAAGGCCCAACUCAACAUUGUACUGAGCCGCUUCGCCGCCUGAUGCCGACCUGAUUAGCAAGCAAGUGCCAAAGUGCCCAUGUUUCCCAUUUAGGUUGGGCGCCAUGCUCCCACAGACGACUUGCACGUCUGGACUUUGCGUUCGCACGCAUGAUGCUGGGAACUGAUCGCCAUGCCAGCUCUGCAUAACGUCGUCAGUUGACCGGCGCAGAGACCGCUUUGAACGGAACGGAGCGAAAUGCGUAUUGCCCUUGACCGGACCCGCAGUGCCUUCAGUCUGCUCUCUCACUGCUCAAGCGCAAGAAGCCAAGAGCGGAGACAGGAAGGAUCGCCAGCGUCAGGUAUGCAACCGCACCGCUCUCAACGUCCCACAACGCACAUUCUGCUCCUCACCUCCUUGCCCAACGGCAUAAAGAGCAGCUUCGCCUUCAAGCAACGCCCCGAUCACCCACUUCAUUGCCCACAAUCGACGUUGCCCUCCCAAUCUCUCACAACGACCGUUCGUUGCUCCACAUCCUCCUUUACACAAACAACACAUUCAACUGAAGUGAUCGGCAGUCUUCCCCGACAUUGACAUUGCUCUCUCGUCUGCCAUACCACCACUCCACCCCAUCGAGUCCAAGCACAUCUUCGUCACCAUCGGCCCCCAUAUAGCUUAGCACAA